UUUAAAUCGCGCUGAACCCAGUGGAGCGGAGAUCAGACAGCAGAGGACGGUCAGCUUCAGCAGCUCCGAGCAGCGAUGGACCGAUAAACCUUUGGAAGCGAUGAUCAGAUUUGUUUGCCAUGGAAAUGGACAUGAUGCCAAAAUUCUCCUCGAAGGACGAGGAAAUUGAUUUCUGGAAAGCUCUUUCCCUCAAGUACAAGAAAGGCUGUGAGGAGGCCCAGGAGGAGCUGCUGGAGUUCCAGGAGGGGAGCAGAGAGCUGGAGGCCGAGCUGGAGGCCCAGCUGGGCCAGGCCGAGCACCGCGUCAAAGACCUGCACUCCGAGAACCAGCGGCUGAAGAACGAGGUGGAGACGCUGAAGGAGCGGCUGGAGCAGCAGUACUCUCAGAGCUUCAAGCAGAUCUCGCUGCUGGAGGACGACCUGGGACAAACGCACAGCAUCAAGGAGAAGCUCCACAAAUACGUCCGAGAGCUGGAGCAGUCCAACGACGACCUGGAGAGAGCCAAACGAGCCACCAUCGUUUCUCUGGAGAACUUCGAGCAGCGCCUGAACCAGGCCAUCGAGAGGAACGCCUUCCUGGAGAGCGAGCUGGACGAGAAGGAGUCGCUUCUGGUGUCGGUGCAAAGGUUAAAGGAUGAAGCUCGAGAUUUGCGUCAGGAGCUGGCCGUGCGAGAGCGGCAGGCAGACAUGAGCCGGAUGUCGGCUCCGAGUUCCCCGACGCAGGACAACAUCAAGAUGGACUCCGCAGUACAAGCCUCCCUCUCCCUCCCUGCAACGCCUCUGACCAAAAGUCUGGACAACGCCUUCGCCAAUCCAUCAGUUCUGUCUAACGGCUACGGCAGCAACUGUCCUCUGACUCCCUCUGCCAGAAUCUCAGCGCUCAACAUCGUCAGUGAUUUACUCCGGAAAGUGGGGGCUUUGGAGUCGAAGCUCGCCGCCUGCAGGAACUUCGCUAAAGACCAGAAAGCCCGGAAGGCGUUCUCUCUGGACAACAGCAACGCGCUCAACGCAAACACAACCAGCUACGCUCAAGCACUCAGUACGUCGUACUUUGAUAGAGCAACCGAGACAGUCAUAUUCCCGGCGUUAGUUCUGGCGGGACGGUGAACAGGCUCGACCCCGGGACCCUGACAGCCAUCACCUCCGCUCCCGCCGCUUCCUCACCCGGCUUGGUGCGCCUGGCUGUGUAGCCCAGGAGCAGAGAUCGAACGCUUGGUUGCACCGUCUCCAGCUGCGCCCUCCUUGUUGUUUAACGCCGUCUGUUGUUCUGACUCGACUCUUGUGCUUUGUAACUGCUGUAAUGAUGGCUCCAUGUGUGAGUAAUGGGUGUUUGUUUAUCUGUCUGGCUCUGAGAAAGACCAUGAGGGUCUUUCUGCUCACCUGACUCGGGUUUGUUGAGUGCAUCAUGUCGAUAAAAGGAAAAUAUUAUGCAAAUGUUACAUUUCUGACACAAUAAACAACACUUUUCUCACUUGUAAACAGAAUAUCUCACAUUCUUACUUAGCAAUAAUGUCAGCUAAACCUUCACACAUGUCGGCCGUGUCGGUUAGUUUAAGUUGUUCAAUACGUGUGCUUGAACAAUGUUUAAGUCCUUUUCUCUGGUGUUGAAGCACGCCUGGUUUAUUUACAGAACUAGUGUCUAGUGAGUCUUUGUAGCGAGUCACACAACGUAACUUUAAACUUUGUGACAUGAAGCGUACAGUAUUGGUCAUAUUGAUCCGCGUUCACAGCUCAGCAACAAAGUGGAGAGUUCAGACAUGCUAAAGGGAUAGUUCAGAUUUUCUACCCAUGGUGUUCGAGAGACAUUAUGAGCAGUCAGUAUCUUACCUAGUGGGUGUUAAGUUAAGACGGAGACAAACAAAGCAGGUUUCUGCAAUCUUUGAUCAACACAAAAUACAUUUUUAUUGAUUGUGAUUUUGGUCCAUGGCUGUUUAUGCUGCAGACUGUUGGUUUGAGGUCUGCCUCAGUUUUUUUUUUUAUUAUGUUGAAUAUUUUUUAACAGAACUCUGUUUGUUCAAAUCUAACUUGUGCAUCUAAAAAUCUGAACUAUCCCUCAAUUUAAUUUCUGUUCUCUUUUUACCUGUUUUAACUUUUUUUAAAGUCAUUGCACAAUUUAUUUCUAGGUUUAUGUGGAAUGUAGGUCAGUUUUAGUGCAAUGUGUUUUUUGCUGUUUUUAGGUUUAAUUUAUUUCUUGACUGCAUGUAACCAAUAAAAGAUGUAUUUAUUAUCACAAA
This is a messenger RNA of Xiphophorus couchianus (Monterrey platyfish), 2233 nucleotides long. RefSeq names its product nudE neurodevelopment protein 1-like 1a (gene ndel1a). Gene Ontology annotation, cellular component: centrosome; kinetochore; kinesin complex. Bases 120 to 1106 code for a protein of 328 amino acids. Gene Ontology annotation, biological process: centrosome localization; chromosome segregation; mitotic centrosome separation. Gene Ontology annotation, molecular function: microtubule binding. The record is from RefSeq and is a predicted model, not a curated record. The transcript is spliced from 10 exons. Lineage: Eukaryota; Metazoa; Chordata; Actinopteri; Cyprinodontiformes; Poeciliidae.